Messenger RNA from Sphaerulina musiva SO2202, 1932 nucleotides. RefSeq names its product mediator complex, subunit Med5. Gene Ontology annotation, biological process: regulation of transcription by RNA polymerase II. Gene Ontology annotation, cellular component: mediator complex. The record is from RefSeq and is a predicted model, not a curated record. The annotation marks the transcript as partial. The transcript has a single exon. Gene Ontology annotation, molecular function: transcription coregulator activity. NCBI's taxonomy places the organism in Eukaryota, Fungi, Ascomycota, Dothideomycetes, Mycosphaerellales, Mycosphaerellaceae.
CCAGUCGUGCGAUCGCGUGCAGGCGUGUUUGUGUGGCUCAGUGCGGCCUUGGUCGCCAGACCCUUGACCGACGAUAUGACGAUCCUCAGUUACCUGCAAGGUCGAUAUUCGGACGACCCGCAAUCACUCGUCGUCGAUCUGCUGGUCGCCUCUUUUGACGUGCUCACGAAUUGCAUGCUCACUAAAGAGUCUCGCCAGGACGUCAAGAUCGUGCGCUCCUUCAUCUGCAACAAAUUGCCCAUCCUCAUCACCAUGGUGGCAAGCAAUAUGCAGCCUCCGUUGCAAUCCGAUGAAUGUAUCCAGAUGGCCCUGAUGCCGGGCGGCAUGAUCUCCAUCGACCCCUUGCCUCCACUUUCCACGGGUGCAACAGAUAUUCGGGACAGUCUGAAGACGACACGACUCGAGUUUCUCCAAGCCUGUGUGCUGCAUGGUCUCUUGACCGAGCAUACCGUCGCGCAGAUCUUGCAAGAAUCUGUCGCCUUGCCGAGAGUCGUGAAGCUCAACAAAGACAGCCUAGCGGCACAAUGUACCAACAAUACCAGCAAAUUGGGCGAGUACGUCGAGGAACUUGCGGGCAUGCAGGGCAACGUGGGCGCCAUUGCCGGCUGCAUCGUCGAUACAGUGACCAAUCUGUGUAUGAGUAAAGACACCAUGGCUCUCAAAUCGGUCUGCGAUAAGUUGAUUCGACGAAUCCCAUAUAUGGACUUUGUGAUGCAACAUACCCAACCGGGCAUGCUGCUGCUUCCGCUGUGCAAUCUCCUCAACGAUUGGGUACACGAUCAAGAUCAGACGGAAUUCACGCCCGCCUACGAGGAAUUUGCAUCGAUAUUGCUCUUCACCCUGGCCGUCCUCUACCGAUACAACUUGGCGUUCACCGAUGUCGGAAUCCAUGGCGAAAGCUUCAUCGCCAAGUUGCAAGAAGAGAUGACUGUCAGCAGACCACUUACCGAGCUCCAGCCUGAGCAAGCCUCACAGCUGACGCAAUGGAUCGAAGGGUUGUUCGCGGUCGAUGAGCAUGGUGAUACGAGUGGAAUUGGCGACGAUGUCAUGCGGCAAUGCUCUCCACAGGCUUUCUAUACGCUGGUGCCGACGCUGUUUGAGCAAAGCAUCCUCGCAUGCCGCAUGAAGGUACUGCCGAUGAACACACUCAAAUCCGGUCUCGAGCUCCUCCUGGAGCCUUUUCUUCUUCCCUCUCUGAUCAUGGGCCUCGGCUGGUUAGCGAAACAUUCGUGGGAGGACCACCACGACGCCGAGACGUUGAUCCACGUCCUCGAGAAACUGUUGAAACCAGCAAGCAACGCACCGGAAACCCAAGCCAUGCAUCGAGCAGUUCUCGCCAUGGUCGCUACACCACUCUACCAUUCUUUGGCAGAUUACUCGACCAAGCGCCCCAACAAGAAAGUGACGGAGUUGAUGGAGCUCCUCAAACCACAUCUCCACCAACAGAGAGCGGUACGGUGUCGACAAGGCGAGAUGGAGCAAUGGGUGCAGGCCAGCGGCAGUCUCGAAGGAUGUGUACAGCGGACCAUCCGUGAUUUGAUCACAUGGUCAGCCUCCUCCACUCGCCCUCCUAAUCCGCCACCACAGCACACGCCCAGGACCUUUGCUGUCGCAUGCCAACUACUGGACGGCGAUAAGCACCUGCAGCUGAUCAUCGCAGAGAUCAACAAGACCGAGUACGCCAACGUUCCGAUUGCACUCGAUGUGUGUACCUCCUUGAUCUGUGCGCCCGCACCGGUGCCAAUGGGAGCGCAACAAGCCACACACUGGACGUCGCCGACGGGACGACUGCGGUCACGCGUGCGUUUGGAGAGCUCCAACGCACAGGGUCUCCUCGACAAGCCCAAAAGCCAAGCGGCGUCACUUGUUCGGCUCGGUCGGCGAGUAGAGGCUCAAAUGUCAUUUGCGACGCAAAUUCCCGCGAUCACGAUG